Soboliphyme baturini is the source of this 240-nucleotide messenger RNA. Lineage: Eukaryota; Metazoa; Nematoda; Enoplea; Dioctophymatida; Soboliphymatidae. The record is from the annotation of a GenBank genome assembly.
AUGACGUACUUUACCUGUUGGGAGGAGUUCGCGAAAGCCGCCGAGAAACUGUACGUCAGCAGCGCCAAUCGUUGUCGCUUAGUGACUAAGUACUCGCACCAGCUUGGAAAGUUAGUGGUGAAAAUAACCGACGAUGCAACUUGCUUGCAGUACAGCACAGAACACGCGCAAGACGUGAAAAAGUUGGAAAAGCUGACCAGCAACCUGAUGCGGCAAAUGGCGUGCAGGGAACAUAAUUAA